ACGGUGGCCGAAACAAGUCGCGGUGUUCCGGAUUGGCGGAGGAUAGAAUGAACGUUGUUUGCUGGCGGCACUGAGGUUGGCGGGCGAUUUCAGCAUGGCGGCCUCCAUAGACGCUUGUGUCUCUGCUCCACGGGAGGGAUGCUGGCCUGAAGGCUCGGGCGCCGAAAGCGGCUUUAUUCGCGCUGUCUUGGCGUUGCCUGCCAAACCAAAUACUACUGUGAGGUUCUUCGAGCGCGGCGACUACUACACGGUGCAUGGCGAAGAUGCAAAGCUGGCGGCGGCGGAGGUCUUCAAGACGCGAGCGAUCAUUCGGAUGCUGGGCACAGGAACUCAGAAACUUGAGAGUGUUGCGCUCAGCAAGAUGAAUUUUGAAUCUUUUUUGCGAAAUCUGCUUCUGGUUCGUCAGUACAGGGCUGAAGUAUACAAGAACAAGGCAGGAAACAAAUCCACCAAAGAGACUGAAUGGUAUUUGGCCUACAAGGGUUCUCCAGGUAACCUUGCUCAGUUUGAGGAUGUUCUUUUUAGUAACCAUGAUAUGUCCUCUUCAGUUGGUGUUGUGGCCAUUAAGCUGUCCUCAGUUGAUGGACAGAAAGUUAUUGGAGUAGGAUAUGUGGAUUCAUUGGCGAGAAAACUAGAAGUAUCUGAAUUUGCAGAUAAUGAUCAGUUUUCCAACCUUGAAGCACUGUUGAUUCAGAUGGGGCCAAAGGAAUGCCUGCUACCUGUUGGAGAGGCUGCUGGAGAUAUGGAGAAAUUGAGGCAGGUGGUUCAAAGAGGAGGAAUCCUGAUCACAGAUAGGAAAAAGAGUGAAUUUUCAGCAAAAGACGUUGUUCAAGAUCUCAACCGCUUGCUGCAGUCAAGAAGGAAGGAGCGUGUGUCUAGUGCAGCAUUACCUGAAAUGGAUAAGCAGGUUGCCAUCUGUUCCCUGUCUGCUGUGAUUAAAUAUUUAGAGCUCUUAAAUGAUGAGUCUAAUUUUGGACAAUUUGAUCUUACCACCUUCGACCUUAAUCAGUAUAUGACACUGGAUCAUGCUGCCGUCAGAGCCCUUAACCUUUUCCAGGAUUCUUCAGAAUUUGCCCAAGGAACACAUUCACUGGCUGGAUUGUUGAAUAAGUGCAAAACACCUCAAGGGCAAAGGCUAAUGAACCAGUGGAUCAAACAACCACUGAUGGAUAAGAACAAAAUAGAGGAAAGGCUAAAUUUGGUAGAGGCCUUUGUGGAGGAUGCAGAACUAAGACAGUCUCUUCAGGAAGAUCUUCUCCGUCGCUUCCCAGACUUCAGUCGGAUAGCAAAAAAAUUUCAGAAGAAGGCCACUUUGCAGGACUGUUACAAAAUAUAUCAGGCAAUUAAUCAGAUACCUAAUGUAAUACAGGCACUGGAAAAAAGUGAUGGAAACAACGAUAUGCUACUAGAAGCUGUAUUCACAAAACCUCUUAAAGAGCUACUCUCUGAUUUCUCCAAUUUCCAAAAGAUGAUUGAUGAAACUUUGGACAUGAAUACGGUGGAAAGUCAUGAAUACCUUGUGAAACCUUCCAUUGACCCCAGCCUUGCUGAAUUGAGAGAAAAUAUGGAUAAGCUGGAAGAAAAAAUGCAGGGUGUGCUGAAAACUGCCGCCAAGGAACUAAGUUUGGAAGCUGGCAAGAGUAUCAAAUUAGAAUGCAAUGCACAGUUCGGACAUUUUUUCAGAAUUACCUACAGAGAAGAGAAGGUUCUGCGGAAUAAUUUGAAAUAUAAGAUCUUGGAAACCCAGAAGAAUGGGGUGAAAUUCUCCAACAGUGCAUUGAAAGAGAUUAAUGAAGACUAUAUGAAGAGCAGAAAAGAAUAUGAAGAAAUGCAAGAUGUUGUAGUUAAAGAAAUAAUCAAUGUUGCUUCAGGGUAUAAAGAACCCAUUCAGAUUCUCAAUGAUGUCAUUGCCCAGCUAGAUGCCAUUGUCAGUUUUGCUCACGCAUCAAAUGCAGCACCAAUACCAUAUGUGCGCCCAGCUAUUCUGGAAAAGGGGCAAGGAAGAAUUAUCCUGAAAGCUUCCAGGCACCCCUGCAUUGAAGUUCAAGAUGAUGUUGCUUUCAUCCCAAAUGAUGUUACCUUUGAGAAGAGCAAGCAGAUGUUCCACAUCAUUACUGGGCCAAACAUGGGAGGAAAAUCAACCUAUAUACGACAGACUGGAGUGAUUGUUCUUAUGGCCCAAAUUGGAUGUUUUGUGCCAUGUGACUCUGCAGAAGUGACUAUUGUUGAUUGCAUCCUGGCUCGAGUUGGAGCUGGAGACAGUCAGCUGAAAGGUGUAUCUACCUUCAUGGCAGAAAUGCUGGAGACUUCCUCCAUCCUUAGGACUGCAACAGAGAAUUCCUUGAUAAUCAUUGAUGAGUUGGGAAGAGGAACAUCAACAUAUGAUGGAUUUGGAUUGGCCUGGGCAAUCUCUGAAUAUAUUGCCAGCAAAAUGCAAGCUUUUGCUAUGUUUGCUACUCAUUUUCAUGAACUGACAGCACUAGCUGAUCAAAUACCCACCGUAAAUAACUUGCAUGUUACAGCAUUAACUACGAAGGAGACCCUGACAAUGUUGUACCGUGUGAAAAAAGGGCCUUGUGACCAGAGCUUUGGUAUCCAUGUAGCAGAACUGGCUGCCUUUCCCAAACAUGUGAUAGAGUGUGCCAAGGCCAAGGCUCUGGAAUUGGAGGACUUCCAGAAUAUUGGAGUGUCUCAGGAGGAGGAUGAAGAACCGGCUGCGAAAAGAUGCUACAGAGAGAAGCAGGAGGGGGAACAAAUAAUUCAAGAUUUCCUUUCUCAAGUGAAAGCAAUGCCAUUGACAGAAAUGUCUGAAGACGAUAUCCGGACCAAACUAAAGGAGUUAAAAGACCAAGUUUUGAGAAAAAACAAUAGUUUUAUAAAUGGAAUCAUUUCCCGCAUCAAAAAUGCCUCAUGAUGCAUAAGUAAAACCACUUGAACUUGUGAUUCUUUUCUGAUCAUAAUCUCUGAACUGAGGCCACAACUAUAUUGUCCUGUCUCACUCCCUUGCAAUAUUAAAGAAAAGGCCUCAGGAAUUGGCAUGUUCCAAUUUCUUCUCCUCAUAUUAUAUAAAGCAGCCAGAAGAGUAGAGUUGGGGAAUAUAUAACAGUAGAGUUGGGGAAUAUAUAACAGUGAUAAAGGUAUCUAGUCUACGGCUCUGAAGCAGGCAAAAGAGCUUCAGAACUGACACAGGCAUCUUCUGUGUUCCUUUUCAGGCCAGAUCCAAAGUGCCUUUACCUGCUUUGGAUCUGAAUGCUACACACUUCUUUACUAAAUGCUAUAGCCAUAAAACUAUGCUUCUGGUGCUCUUGAGAUAUUAGCUGUAUCUUGCUGUGUUGCAUUUUGCUCCAAUCACUGAACAAUUCUUGUUUCAGUUUUACUUUAGAAAAAUAUGUAUUUGUUGCAUCCUCUGAAACCCUUUCAGGCAUAUUAUAGCCUUGGAAUAAAUCACACUCCUCCCUGAUUAAGAGGCAUGUUAAUGUCACAGAAACAAGAAGAGCAUUUUGCUAUUUUUGGUUAGAGGCCCAUAGCUUAUGCCAAUAUAUUUAGCCCCGAAGGCUAGAACGGAAAAGCAUUUACUAAGGGCUGUGGUUAAUUUGUGUGUUUGUAAGUGGGUGUCUCUGUAUGACCUCCACGGUGUUCUAAACUUGAAAUGGUUAUCCUUAAUGUAAUGUAAAGUUUCACUGUAGUAUUUUAUUCCUGUUUUAUUCAAAACAUUUCAAACAACUUGAAGUAAGAAAAUAAAAUAAGUUUGCCUUCACUGUUGCAGGAGAUCCUGAAACUGUCUCUCAAUGGCAUAUUAUACCCAUAUUUCUUCAAUGCAUCUUUGUGGAAUUUGAUCCUACAUGUCUGUUUUAUUGUAUUAUGUGUAGUGCUUUUUUUUAACAAAUCACAAAAAUAUAUAAGAAAAUUUGCUUCUAAUAAUUUAUAGCUAAUAAUUUUGCCACUACCAAUAAAAGGCAGAGAAUUAAGAAAAUAUUUUAGUCUAAAUAAACAGAAGAAAUAUUCUUGUUCUAAUGAAAACUCAUUAUCUUUUUUACUAAUUUAUUAUUUUCUUUUUAAUAAUGUACUAAUUAGUAAUGUCUAAUUUAUUAACCAUUUAUUAACCUGUUUAAAUUAUGAUUGUCAAAACAGGUGUAUUUAGUUUUAUAGUCUGUUGUUUGAGAAUAAUGCUCGCUCUUAGAUAAAGCAAACACUGGGAUCCUCCAGGGGCUAUAUAGUACUGUUCAAUUUUCUAAUAAACCCUUUAAA
This is a messenger RNA of Python bivittatus (Burmese python), 4248 nucleotides long. RefSeq names its product mutS homolog 2 (gene MSH2). Gene Ontology annotation, molecular function: ATP binding; mismatched DNA binding; ATP-dependent DNA damage sensor activity. Lineage: Eukaryota; Metazoa; Chordata; Lepidosauria; Squamata; Pythonidae. Gene Ontology annotation, cellular component: MutSalpha complex; nucleus. The record is from RefSeq and is a predicted model, not a curated record. Gene Ontology annotation, biological process: mitotic recombination; somatic recombination of immunoglobulin genes involved in immune response; mismatch repair.